This is a messenger RNA of Meleagris gallopavo (turkey), 2145 nucleotides long. The record is from RefSeq and is a predicted model, not a curated record. Lineage: Eukaryota; Metazoa; Chordata; Aves; Galliformes; Phasianidae.
GGCUGCAGCCAGGAUCCACCCCUGCCCAGACCUCAUUUAAGCACUGCCAUUGGAGGUGUGGGUAUCUUGCUGGAGAUCCCUGCACACCUGAGGCCUUCUAAAGGCUGUUAAUGGAGAAGAGGGCGGAUGACAGCCGGGACCGUGGUCAUCACAGGUGGAAUAUUAGCAACUGUCAUUUUACUUUGUAUCAUCGCUGUCCUCUGCUAUUGUAGGCUCCAGUACUACUGCUGCAAGAAGGAUGAAUCCGAGGAGGAUGAGGAGGAGCCCGACUUCGCCGUGCACUCCCACAUCCCUCCGCUCCACUGCAACCGCAACGUAGUGCUGACCAACGGGCCGUCCCUCUACAGCUCCUCACCCUUCAGCAAGAAGGCAACGCCGAGUCGCAGCGGCUGCCCGGGCUGCGGGCAGUAUGAGCCUCCAACCUUCUUCCUGCAGGAGCCCCCCGAGGAGCUGCACAACGGGGGGGACCGGGUCAGCUUCCAGACCGUCAGCCAGGAGGAGCUCGACCUGCCGGUGAGCGUGAGUAACCUGCAGGCUCUCAACCCCAACCGGCUCUCAGCCAUGCGUGAAGCCUUCUCCCGCAGUCGCAGCAUCAGCACCGACGUGUGAGCCCGGCGCUGCAUGGAGGACUUCUUAUAAUCCACCGCAGUGUUUUAAAAUAAAAUUAAAAAAAAAAAAAGAGGAGGGGGGGAAAAGUUGAAUGUAUUGCUGCAUAGACAGAGAUGAGCUAAAUUUCAGUAUAAUGGAGGGGGAAGUGAGGGUGGCUUGGUGGCAGCUGGGCCCUGAGGUUUUCUAAUGCUGCGUUGCAUUUCUUUCUUUUAUAAAGAGGAUUUUGAUAUUGUGCAUCCUUUUAUACAGAGAAAAUGCCCGUCAUCCACAAGAGGCUGGUGGGCUGAGAUGGGUGUUGCAAAGCAUCUUGAGCUGCAAGGCUGCUGUGCUGUAGGGAUAUGUGGCACCUGGGGGCUGCUGGCUCUGGUGUGCAAACACACGCAGCCAGCACCAUCCCCUGGCAAAGCUGGGCUGCUGCUGCCCAUCCUUCUGCCACUGCUCUGUGCUGCAGCCGCGCACAUCCCAUCCCAUCCCUGUCCUGCACUCUCUUGCUCCUCCAAUUGCUGUCCUCAUGGGGCAGGAACAGUGGGCACAGACCUGGCCCUGCUGAUAGAGCUGGGUUAUCAAUCAAGUUACUUAGGGCGAGGAGGAAGGAAUGAUUCCAGAUGGAGGAACGCACCCGCAGCUGCCCUCUCCAAAUAAUGAGCCUCCCCUCUCCAAAGGAUGCCAUAUGCUACUUCUAAUCUAGGGAGCUGAGUGCUGGCAGAGCGAGAGUGCACCCAUGUAUGUGCACACACGCCCCUGCAUGCACAUUUCUAGUUUAAUUUUGAAGACUACCAUAAGAUUUCCUUCCCAUUAUUAUUAUUAUUUUUUUAAAUAGAAGCAGUCACAGCACAUAUUACUCAGCCAGUGACAUGCAGAACACUUCACUCCCUCCUUGCUCUCCCGUGUACAAUUUCUCUUGCACAACACCCUCUUGCCCCAGGUUGGGCAUUAUUCAGGUUAAAAGUAUCACCCUGCACUGGGGCAGGGCAUGCUGCUGCAGAGGAGGGGUGGCUACAAAUCGACCCUAACAGCCUCAGUGCUGUGCUCGGGGCCAGGCUUUGUUUUCAGAGAUGCAAUGAGAACGAAGCACUGCUGUUCUAUAGCCCCCAGCAUACACACACAGUGUGCAGCCCAUCUGGAGAUGUUGCUUUCAGCUGUGAGGGCUUUUAAUUCCCCCAGGAAACCCUGCAAAGCACAAGUCAGCCUCUGCAAUCCAGUACCUUUGAUAGUUUGGGGUUUCUGCUGGGGGAUUGGGGCUUGGGUUUGGCCACGUUGAAUGGCAGCACCCACUCCAGGCUGUACAGUGCUCACAUCAGUUUGUUUGAAUGCAUUCAGCCUUUGAGUUCUUUGCCUUUCUUGUGAACAUUUUCUUGUUCCAGCUUUCCCCCAUUCCCUGUUCUAUUUUUGGGGGGGGUUUUCCUUCCGUUGUAGCUUGGAAACUAAGCAAGUAAUUGACAUUCUCUAACCUUCACCUGGCAAACUGUUGUACAGGACUUGGGGAAUCAUUGAAGAAGAAAAAAGAAAGCAAAAAAAUAAACUACUUUGACACAG